Molecule: messenger RNA, 4495 nt
Organism: Phyllostomus hastatus (greater spear-nosed bat)
Lineage: Eukaryota; Metazoa; Chordata; Mammalia; Chiroptera; Phyllostomidae
Gene: OXSM
Product: 3-oxoacyl-ACP synthase, mitochondrial
Exons: 3
Coding region: 390-1775 (461 amino acids)
Biological process (GO): fatty acid biosynthetic process
Molecular function (GO): 3-oxoacyl-[acyl-carrier-protein] synthase activity
Source: RefSeq, a predicted model, not a curated record
AUCAGUCAGGUGCCAAGUCACAAGUGCAGAGAAACUUCCUCUUUCUUGGGCGGGGGUGGGGCCUGGGCGAAUCUCCAGGCCCCUGACCCGCGGGCUGCGGCGCUGAGUCACAGCCGGGUCCCUAGCCCCCCUGGAGUCUCCGCCCUCCGGGGCCCCGGCCGGGCGCCCCCAAACCCAGGCCGAGCAGGCACCGCGCCCCACCCGGCCCCGCAGCCCCACGGAUCCCGCACCCCGGCACCUGAGGAUGUUGUCCGCGUAGCUCACAUCAAGCACCUGAAACAUCACCUCGGAUAUUGUUUCUUACACCUUUAAGCUAUUUAAACAACACUACUUCCUGGGCGUUGGUGGUCUGUUAUUGGAGUGUGUUUCUGAUCAUCUGAAUCUCAACCAUGUUUUCAAACUGCUUGCAGAAUGUGCUAAAAAUUACAAACCCUCAUCUUCUAUAUUCAGGAUUAUGCCACCGAUUAAUAAGAAAUAAAAGGAGGUUUUUCGGAUUGGUGCCAGCAUCCAGAUUGCACAGGCGGGUUGUCAUUACAGGCAUUGGCUUAGUGACCCCUCUUGGUGUUGGAAUUCAACUGGUAUGGGAUCGUCUGAUCCGAGGAGAGAGUGGAAUUGUUUCACUGGUUGGCGAAGAAUAUAAGAGUAUCCCUUGCAGUGUUGCUGCUUAUGUGCCAAGAGGUUGUGAUGAAGGUCAGUUCAAUGAACAAAACUUUGUGUCCAAAUCAGAUAUCAAGACCAUGUCUUCGCCUACCAUUAUGGCCAUUGGGGCUGCAGAGUUAGCUAUGAAAGAUUCUGGCUGGAAUCCUCAGUCAGAAGCUGACCAAGUGAGUACUGGUGUUGCAAUUGGCAUGGGAAUGAUUCCUCUGGAAGUUGUUUCUGAAACUGCUUUGAUGUUUCAGACAAAAGGUUACAAUAAAGUCAGCCCAUUCUUCGUUCCCAAGAUUCUGGUCAAUAUGGCAGCAGGCCAGGUCAGCAUUCGAUAUAAACUCAGGGGCCCCAAUCAUGCAGUAUCUACAGCCUGUACCACAGGAGCUCAUGCUGUGGGAGACUCUUUUAGAUUUAUUGCCCAUGGCGAUGCUGACGUGAUGGUGGCUGGAGGUACAGAUUCUUGCAUUAGCCCUUUAUCUCUCGCUGGGUUUUCCAGAGCCCGUGCUCUGAGCACAAACUCUGAUCCUAAGGUGGCAUGUCGACCAUUUCACCCAAAGAGAGAUGGUUUUGUAAUGGGAGAAGGUGCAGCUGUUCUGGUGCUGGAAGAGCACGAACAUGCUAUUCAACGAGGAGCGCGGAUCUACGCAGAAGUUUUGGGCUAUGGACUGUCAGGUGAUGCUGGUCACAUAACCGCCCCUGACCCUGAAGGAGAAGGUGCCUUAAGAUGUAUGGCAGCUGCUAUAAAGGAUGCAAAUAUACAGCCCGAAGAGAUAUCGUAUGUCAACGCGCAUGCUACCUCCACACCGUUAGGAGAUGCUGCUGAAAACAAAGCCAUCAAACACAUUUUCAAAGACCAUGCCCAUGCCCUUGCCAUUUCCUCAACCAAGGGAGCCACAGGACAUCUGCUGGGAGCGGCAGGGGCAGUUGAGGCAGCGUUUACUGCCCUGGCUUGUUAUUAUGGAAAACUGCCACCUACUUUAAACCUGGACUGUACAGAUGCGGGAUUUGAUCUCAAUUACAUUCCACUAAAGGCACAGGAAUGGAAAACUGAGAAAAGACGUAUUGGACUCAGCAAUUCCUUUGGUUUUGGUGGUACUAAUGCAACACUGUGUAUUGCUGGCAUGUAAGACAAAUCAUUUGUAAUUAAGCAAUGAUUUUUAAUGUUAUAUACAAACUAUAUGAAGUGGAGAAAUACUAUGUUUAUGUAAAUGCAUAUACUUACAAUGUCAUCACCCAGAUACCCUUUAUCUGUGUCAGGGUUUCUCAGUCUUGGCACUGCUGAUAUAAUUCUUUGCUGGGGAAAUGAGGGUUGUCCUCUACAUUGUAGGAUACUCUCUAUGCACUGGAUUGCAAUAGCAACCCCUUCCUCGGUUGUGACAACCCAAAAUGUCUCUGGACAUUGCCAGACGUUUUCUGGGGUACAAAACAACCUCCAUGUGAAAAGCACUGAUCUGUGUUCUUCUGACAUUCUAGAUCAAACACUCUUUAAGACAUUUCACCUGCUCUCGUCUCUUAAACAUUUGCUGAGUAGCCUCUUUGUGCAUGGUACAACUCCAGGCAUACCAUUCCAUACAAUACCUAGGAGAAGAAUACAACUAUAACGAAGUUUGUAUCAUUGAUCCACAUUCUUCGAGUAAAGCAGUCAGCCAGCAAUGAUCUGCCGUAUUUUAUGAAUCAUAAGACACACCUAGGUUUUAGAGGAAGGAAACAGGAAAAAAAAUUUGAAGCAAAAAAUGUGGUAAAAUAUUUAAUAACAAUAUUUCACCAGUGUAAAUGUGAACAGAACUCAACAGCAGCAUUAACAACCAUUAUUCCUCCCAAACUGGGGGGAGGGGAUAGUGCAUCUUAUAGUCCGAAAAAUGUGUUAUUUACCCCUUAGUUAUCCAGCUCUCUUCAUAUUAUCUAUGCUAAGAUUGAGUAUAUUAGUGAAAUUUUCCUAAAUUCCCAAACCAUCAGUUCUCUGAAAGAAGGAAGUAAAAUUAGUUUGGCAUUUCUUAGUCUUUCUGUACUGAUGGCAGUACCUAGUGAUUAACAGAGAUAAGGGUCGUUAGGAAGUGAAUUAGAACUUGGUGAUCCAAGCCACAUCACCUUGACCCACCUCUAACCUUACUGCAGCUAUGAUAAUUCUUGUGUUUGCCUCCAACAUUUCACCAUGAGUGCGGUAGUACUUCUCCUUCUCCACCUUUAGGCUUUUUCUAAAGCCAGUGCAUCCCAUUGAUCUCCAUUGAAUGGAAGUGUUGGGAUGGGAAAGGGUACAAGUUCCCUAGAGGCAACUUCUGAGGGAUGGGAGUUGGUGAAUAUGUGUCUCAGCCUCAUUCUGAGGGGUAUCUAAGAUUCUAUGCAAUUUCUCAAAGGGUUUUCAGUGAAAUAAAACUUUAGUAUUCACAGUAUUAACCAGCUCAACAAUACCCACCUUAAACUGGCUUUAUUUCCUUCCCUGUCCCCACUCCUUGAUUUUAAAUUGUGCUUCCAGGAUUCACAUUUCAGUCCAGUCACCUUGUCUUAGGGUCUGCUCUCUGGAGAACUCAGACUAAGGGACUUCGUGGUGCAAUAGGUGUUUAUAUAUCAAAGGGAUAGAGUGAAUAAGUGGUUAAAUGGAAUGUGUAUUCCUGCAGAAGUGAAUAGAGUGUCCCACGUUUUAAGAGGCUGAAUAUAUUGCCUGUCCACUGACCUUGACCACAACACUUAGUCCUUUUACAUCUAGGACUUCAGCCAUGUUCAUUCAACAAUCAGGUUUAAUUCUCAUUUGGCACAUGUUGAUUUGUUCAACUGAAAUUUGUUGGGUACUAACCCUGAAUCUGGUUUUGUCCUGGUCUCCAACGAUAAUGUGAUCUGUCAGGGGAAGUUUCCUAAAAGAAGCUGAGGCCACAAGGGUGAAUAGGUCUCAGCCAGGUUAAAGGGGAAGAGAGUCAAGGAAGGGAGAGAUAUUCUGGCCAGGAGAAAUGUAGUGUGGAAAAGUUAGAAAACUUAGAACAUUUAUAUUAAAUAUAAAUGCAUAUAGCCUGACAUGGCGGCAGUAGGAGACAGAGCCAGAAAAUCUGGUGGAAGUCAGGUCACAAAGAACCUUACAUGUUUUCUUAAGGCUGUAAGAGCAAUGGGAAGGUUUGUAGUGUUAUGAUGGUUUUGUACUGUGCCAUCUUGAACAGGCUGAACUACAUUUCCCAGAAUUCUUUUCACUUUAUUUAUUUAUUUAUUUUUGGUUAGGACUGAUUGUAAGAGAGUCCUGUGAGAGAUUUUGAAAGUGGAAGUGACGCUCCAGCCAUUUUGUAGUUCACAGGGGUUGUGGCUUCGCUGGCACACCUUGAAGUGGGGCAGUGGCUGAGCCUGCAGCUGCUUCACCUUCCCCGACCCUCAGUUUCCGUGACUCCUGGGCCACGUGUGUGUUUAGCUCCAUGAUAAUGAAGGGCCCUAGCUUCUCCCCCAGUACUGCCAAGAUCCGAAGCAGCAAGAACUGACAGCUUUCAGUUUGUCAGUGGAACAUUGCAUCCGUCUUCCCAGCUGCGUGCCCUGUGGGUUCAAACUAACUGCAGCAUCAGAAAAUCAUGGGUUUAAGUAAUUGCCCAAUUCACUAAAUGUUCACCUACUAGGCAAAUGCAAUCUUUUGAAACUCCUGGGUAUGCUGAGUAUUUUGUUGAUUUUCCUCUAUAGUUUCAAAUUCAGUUAAUUAAGAAUACUGAAGAUAUUAGUGAAAAAAAAAGAAGAAAAUAAUAGGUUGAUAUAACAGCCCUGCAGUGACUGUUCAACAAAUUCUUAUUGUGUGAGGUCAAAUUCCUAUAAUAACUAUCUCUUUAUAUUUAUAUCAACCUUAGUGGUUCUGUUUCUUUAAUUAAACCCUGACUGACUGAUA